Molecule: messenger RNA, 721 nt
Organism: Prinia subflava (tawny-flanked prinia)
Lineage: Eukaryota; Metazoa; Chordata; Aves; Passeriformes; Cisticolidae
Gene: PPP1R35
Product: protein phosphatase 1 regulatory subunit 35
Exons: 4
Coding region: 59-706 (215 amino acids)
Source: RefSeq, a predicted model, not a curated record
GUGAGGUCACCGCUAAGGGCGCGGCCACCGGCGGAAAAGGGGCGUGGCCGCCGCCGCCAUGAGGCCGCGCGCGGUCCCGGUCCCGCCGCCGCCGCCGCCCGGGGGGAUCCUGAGGCGGGGGGGGCGCGGGGGCGGCCCCCGGCAGGUGCGGUUCGCGCCCAGCCCCGCGCUCCGGGAGGAGGAGGAGGAGGAAGAGGAGGAGGAUGAAGACGGGGGGCUCCCGGUCCCGUCCCCCCUGGCGACCCCCACCCUGCACAGCAGCCGGGGCGGGCCCGGGGGGGCUCCCCCCGAGGCGUUCGACGCCCCCCGCGCCGCGGCCGCGCUCCUGGGCAGCUCCUUCGCGGCGCGCUCGGCGCUGGGCGGGGCGGCGGCCGCCGCCAUGAACGUGCCGCAAGCGCGGCGCCUCUUCCGCGGCCUCGUCAGCCUGGCCGUGCCCCCCCCGCCGGCCCCGCGCAGGGGGGUCCCCACUGCGCCCCCCCCGCAGGUGCCCGGGCCCCGGCUGGGGGCGCUGGCGGGGGUCGCUGCCGGGGGGGGCGGGGGUCCCUGGCUGCCCCCGCACGCCCCCCCCCGAGCCCCCCCGGGCCCUCCCGCGCUCCCCCGGAGCCGCCUUCGCCAUGUUCCAGAAGCUGCAGCAGUGGGGGGGGUGCUGAGGGGCGGCGACCCCCGCCCCCCCCCCGAAAAUCUCCGUUUUUUCCAUCCAAAAUAAACAAAUAUUUUUGUG